GUUGAUGCAACCGAAGUUAUUAUUGUAAACUUUUUACAGGAACAGUCACAACUGUAUCGACAAUUUUUAUUUUUUCAACAAAAAAAAUAAAAAAUCUAUCAUUAUAUCGAACAUUUGUUCAAGCUUGCAUUUGGACUAAGCACACGCGUUUCUUGACAAGCAUUCUAAAAACAUAAAACCAUGUUGAGCGUCUAUGCAACCCAUGGAUCCAUGGUGGACGAGGAGACGUUGAAGCGCCACUUUCGGUUGCUAGUUAAGGACAAGGCAUCGUUGGCCAUCAAGGCGGCGGUCGUCGUGUAUGAGAACGGGAACGUCGCCGACCGCGUUGGGAAGAUCAGUGUGAAGAGUAAAGAUUUGAAGGAAUUUCGAAGAACAUUUGAUGUAUCGGAAGCGGAAACAGUUCGUUUCAAUGGUGUGACCUACUGCGUCAAAGACCUGUCAACCAAUCAGAUUGUCGCUUUCAACGGGGCAAAAUACCUUAUAGUGACUAGAACGGAAGUGACGUAUAUUGUUGUCGUUUGCAUUUCUCGACAACAAUGUGUUACUGUUGCAUCUUGGGUAGACAGAAUAGCAAGAAAACUGCGGGAAAGAAACAUUUAAUCAACGAUCUUAAUCCUGAUGUGACAGCUUGUGCGCAUUGAAUCUCAGUCUUUUGUGUGUUGUUUUUAUUUAUUUAUUUUGCUUAUAAUAUUUUAAAGGGCUCUCUCAUAUAUUGAUUCAAACCACGGACCUAUAAACUAUACUUAAAAAGAACAAAUACAUAACAAGAUAUUUAAAAUUCAAUUUAAUGAAUAGGUAACAGCAGUAAUUACGAAGAUUGCAGAGGUAAAAUGAAGCACAAAUUCUAGGUCCGAAACAAGAUGGCGGACAUCUCCAAUAAAAUCACAUGUAUAGGAUCUCGGAUGGAAUCGCGCGUGCGUUAGUUCAAUUUAAUCUAUGUAUAGACAUAGAAGGAAUUUCCACUCCAUAGUUUAUAGGUCCGUAGUUUAAAUAAUGUUUAUUUCAAUUUUGACAAUUUUCAAGAUAUUCAAACAUUGAGCAUAAUCUAAGAACUUACUGUGACAAUAAGAAAUGAAAAGUUGACAUGUUGUAUAUGCACAAAACAAGAUAAUCAUGACAGAAUAGGCGGUCAAGCAUUCAAUGUUUCGCUUCUGUAUGUCAUACAAUGUUGAUUGGCUAUUUAUAACUUUUGCAGGAACUGUCUUUCUGUCCUGGGAACAAUUAUUGCAAGGUUUUAGUUGUAAGUGAAGCUUGCGACACGCAUGAAAUUUCUAUCAUCAAAUAUUGACUUUCAUUUAAGUCGUUGACCGUCAGCUGCUUGAGUCACGCGUUUGUGAUAUAAAUACAAUAUUGAAAUAUUCAGCUGACAUUGUUUAUCAAUAUAUCAAACAUGUGAGAACGCUGCAUGUGCACGUUCUUAAUUUGUUACGAUAUUCCCAAUUAGUUCUUCUUUGGUAUUGAUAUAUUUUGGCCAUGCUCAGAAGUAUCCAGAAAGCAAAAUGUUAGGUAUAUAUUCUAUGUGAUUAAAUGUUAAUAUAAUGCAUUUGUGUUCCAAUGUAUGAGAGAGUUUCUUUAAAUUAAGGCUACAUGUGUUUAUGUUGGCAAAUUAGUUUUGUCGGAAUAAAAAUUGAAAUGAUA
Mya arenaria is the source of this 1638-nucleotide messenger RNA. RefSeq lists its product as uncharacterized. Bases 181 to 600 code for a protein of 139 amino acids. The transcript is spliced from 3 exons. The record is from RefSeq and is a predicted model, not a curated record. Gene Ontology annotation, molecular function: actin binding. NCBI's taxonomy places the organism in Eukaryota, Metazoa, Mollusca, Bivalvia, Myida, Myidae.